Messenger RNA from Symbiodinium sp. CCMP2592, 6723 nucleotides. Lineage: Eukaryota; Dinophyceae; Suessiales; Symbiodiniaceae. The record is from the annotation of a GenBank genome assembly.
AUGGCAGUUCCGGUUCUGGUAGUCGUUCGUGCUACGCUGGUCGUGCUAGUUGCUGUUACCGCGGCCGCGUGUUUCCGUUACAGUACGCGCGAUCGGUUUCCGUUAUUCCCCAAAGAGAUUCCCGUUACGUUCAGCACCCGACCCGAUUCUGACAUGCCGCGUUGGACAGUCUUGCAGGCUGCGGCUGCAGGCCCUGCGGCAGCCGCUGCCAUCAGCGAUCUUUUCAGCGGGACUGGACAGCUUGUGGCACCCUCGUCGUUGGGUCUCGAUAGUGCGAUUUUGCCAGGAGCUGCAAGUGGAUUGACGCUGGAGCAGAUCGCAGUACGUUGGCAGAAGGUGCCGGGCAGACAGCAGAGCAACAGGCCGCUGCUGCGGCGGCAACUCGGCAGCAUCCACAGUCGAAGCAUCAAGUGCUGCCCCGUUCCUGCGCCUGAGGCAGCAGUCGCUGACGAUCUGGCAGCUACGACGCUGGGCAGCCUGCUGGGUGCACUGUCGCCUGCAUCCAACCAGACCAAUGCAGCCAACCAGACGUCCGUGCAGCAGGCAUUAGAGGGUCCACCGUCCAGGACCCCGGAUCGAAUGAAAGACAUCCGUAGCAUCCCAGUCUCGUUCCGUCGCACUUCCCGCGGUAACGUUGCUCCUGGCACAUCGCGAGUGGAGGCAGUUGCAGCAGCUGCAAGCGCGGCGGCGGCUGCUGCGAGCCUUAACAUGACCACAGAGCAGCAAAUUGCUGCAGCUGCGCAAGCGGCCAUUGCAUCUGGGCACGGCGUCCUGAGUCAAGACGCUUGGCAGCACUUUGCUGAAGAAGCGGCUGCGGCUGCAGGCGCUGCGGCAGCCGCUGCCAUCAGCGAUCUCUUCAGCGGGAGCGCAGAAGAACAGGCUUUGGCUGCCGGCGCCGCCGCUGGUGCCGCCAUAGCCGCGGCAGGAGGUACGCUGGCGGAACAGAUUGCAGCAGCCGCUGCAGCUGUUGCAGCGUCAGGAGCUGCAAGUGGAUUGACGCUGGAGCAGAUCGUGGCUCUGGCAAGCACUGCAGGCAGUACGUUGGCAGAAGGUGCCGGGCAGACAGCAGAGCAACAGGCGGCUGCUGCAGCGGCAGCAGUGUCUGCUGCCGCCCUGGCAUCAAACGCCACACAAACGGUCGCUGACGAUCUGGCAGCUACGACGCUGGGCAGCCUGCUGGGUGCACUGUCGCCUGCAUCCAACCAGACCAAUGCAGCCAACCAGACGUCCGUGCAGCAGGCAGUUGCAGCAGCUGCAAGCGCGGCGGCGGCUGCUGCGAGCCUUAACAUGACCACAGAGCAGCAAAUUGCUGCAGCUGUGCAAGCGGCCAUUGCAUCUGGGCAAGGCGUCCUGAGUCAAGCAGAGUUGCAACAAGCAGCUGCGAGUGGUGCUGGGGCAGCGGCAGCGGCUGCGGCAGCGGCGUCUGGUUCGUCCCCACAAGAGCAGGCUGCGGCUGCAGGCGCUGCGGCAGCCGCUGCCAUCAGCGAUCUCUUCAGCGGGAGCGCAGAAGAACAGGCUUUGGCUGCCGGCGCCGCCGCUGGUGCCGCCAUAGCCGCGGCAGGAGGUACGCUGGCGGAACAGCGGAGCUGCAAGUGGAUUGACGCUGGAGCAGAUCGCAGUACGUUGGCAGAAGGUGCCGGGCAGACAGCAGAGCAACAGGCCGCUGCUGCGGCGGCAGCAGUGUCUGCUGCCGCCCUGGCAUCAAACGCCACACAAACGGUCGCUGACGAUCUGGCAGCUACGACGCUGGGCAGCCUGCUGGGUGCACUGUCGCCUGCAUCCAACCAGACCAAUGCAGCCAACCAGACGUCCUUGCAGCAGGCAGCAGCAGCAGGUGCAGCGGCGGCAACCAUCGCUGCAGAAGCAAACAUGACGACGGAGCAGCAGAUUGCAGCUGCCACUGUGGCAGCCUUGACUUCGGGCCAAGGCGCCUUGAGUCAAGAAGAGCUACAUCAAGCGGCUGCAAGUGCCGCUGGUGCGGCGGCUGCAGCCGCCGCAGCGAGCGGCGGUCAAGAUGCACUGCAGCAGGCAAGCGCAGCCGGUGCGACCGCGGCUGCCACGGCUGCCAGCCUUGGCAUGACCACAGAACAGCAGGUUGCAGCAGCCGCACAGGCGGCCAUUGCGGCUGGGCAGGGCGUUCUGAGUCAGGCGGAAUUGCAGCAAGCUGCGGCAAAUGCUGCUGGGGCAGCAGCAGCGGCGGCUGCAGCCGCGUCUGGUGCGACACUACAGGAGCAGGCGGCUGCCGCUGGUGCGGCUGCUGCCCAAGCCAUCAGCGAGUUCUUCAGCGGGACCCCAGAGGAACAGGCCCUCGCAGCUGGGGCUGCUGCCGCCGCAGCCAUCGCCGCAGCAGGAGGGACGCUGGCGGAGCAGAUACAGGCGGCUGCACAGGCCGUGGCAGCCGCAGGAGCUGCAAGCGGGUUGACACUGGACCAGAUCGUUGCGCUGGCAAACACCGCAGGCAGUACAUUGGCAGAAGGUGCCGGGCAGACAUCAGAGCAACAGGCCGCUGCUGCGGCCGCAGCCGUGUCUGCUGCCGCCCUGGCAUCAAACGCCACACAAGCGGUCGCUGACGAUCUGGCAGCUACAACGCUGGGCAGCCUGCUGGGUGCACUGUCGCCUGCAUCCAACCAGACCAAUGCAGCCAACCAGACAUCUUUGGAGCAGGCAAUCGCGACUGGAUCGAGCACAGCUUCCAUCGCUGCCAGCCUCAACAUGACCGCGGACCAGCAGGUCACGGCAGCUGCACAGGCGACGAUUACGUCCGGCCAAGCGGUGUUGGAACAAGCCGAUAUUCGAUUGGCAGCUGCACGAGCUGCUGGUGCAGCAGCAGCGGCGGCUGCAGCUGCCGCUGGUGCGACAGUUGAGGAGCAGGCAGCUGCUGCUGGUGCCGCUGCCGCCGAAACUGUCGGCGACAUCUUUAACGGGACCGCAGAGGAGCAGGCCUUGGCAAUGGGUGCUGCUGCCGGCGCUGCUGUGGCCGCAGCUGGAGGGACGCUGGCGGAGCAGAUACAGGCGGCUGCACAGGCCGUGGCAGCCGCAGGAGCUGCAAGCGGGUUGACACUGGACCAGAUCGUUGCGCUGGCAAGCACGGCAGGCAGUGCUUUAGCGGAAGCUGCCGGGCAGACGGCGGAGCAACAAGCAGCGGCUGCAGCGGCAGCAGUUUCCGCUGCCGCCUUGGCCUCCGGUGCAACCCAGCAGGUGGCGGAUGAUUUAGCGGCCAGGACGCUGGGAAACCUGUUGGGAGCGCUGUCACCAGCAUCCAACCAGACCAAUGCUACCAACCAAACAGCUGCGGAGCAGGCAAUCGCCACGGGCGCGAGGGCGGCAGCUGCAGCUGCCAGCCUCGGUAUGACCUCAGAGCAGCAGGUCACAGCAGCCAUACAGGCGGUGAUUACGUCCGCCCAGGACGUUUUGAGCCAGGCGGAAUUGCAGCAAGCUGCGGCAAAUGCUGCUGGGGCAGCAGCAGCGGCGGCUGCAGCCGCGUCUGGUGCGACACUUCAGGAGCAGGCGGCUGCCGCUGGUGCGGCUGCUGCCCAAGCCAUCAGCGAGUUCUUCAGCGGGACCCCAGAGGAACAGGCCCUCGCAGCUGGGGCUGCUGCCGCCGCAGCCAUCGCCGCAGCAGGAGGGACGCUGGCGGAGCAGAUACAGGCGGCUGCACAGGCCGUGGCAGCCGCAGGAGCUGCAAGCGGGUUGACACUGGACCAGAUCGUUGCGCUGGCAAGCACGGCAGGCAGUACUUUAGCAGAAGCUGCCGGGCAGACGGCGCAGCAACAGGCAGCGGCUGCAGCGGCAGCAGUUUCGGCUGCCGCCUUGGCCUCCGGUGCAACCCAGCAGGCAGCGGAGGAUUUGGGUGCCCGGACGCUAGGAAGCCUUCUGGGAGUUCUGCUGCCUUCGUCCAACGAGACGAAUGCAGACGGCCAGACAGGUGUGCAGCAGGCUGAAGCAGCAGGUGCGGCGGCAGCGAGUAUGGCUGCAGAAGCGGGUAUGACAACCCAGCAGCAGAUCACAGCUGCAGCUGUGGCUGCCUUGACUUCGGGCCAAAUCCCACCUCUCGUUGUGGACGACCUGGAGGACGCGGUUUCAAGCGCUGCUGGUGCAGCGGCCGCGGCUGCCGCAGCAGCGGCAGGACAGGAUGUUUUCCAGCAGGCCGCGGCUGCUGGCGCUGCAGCUGCUGGUGCCAUCACCCAGUACUUUGGUGGGAGCCAAGAGGAGCAAGCACUGGCAGCUGCGCUGGCUGCCGCAGAAGUAGUGGCUGCUGCUGGAGGCAGUGUGGAAGACCAGAUUCAAGCAGCGGCGGCUGCUGUCGCUGCACAAGGAGCCUCCGAUAGCCUCACUCUGGACGAGAUCGCAUCCCUUCUCGGUCAAACAAAUCUUCCGCGACUCUCAGCGGAAAGUACAGACCUAAUGGGUGCAGGUGUGAUGUGGGGUUUGAUCGCGACGGCCGCGGCCGGCAUUGCGGUGAUUCUUGCCGUCGUUAGCGUUGGAAAGAUGCAGAAGACGAGGCUGAAGCAGGCACAAGCCUUGCGUCAGGCCACUGAAGAGGCCAAGUUAGCCGAGCGGAUGCAAGACAACUUUGACGCAACACGUGCAAAGAUCUGCGUGAUGUUGCCUAAGCUCGAGCCUGGCCAGGGAGUGGGCCCGCCGGUCACACGCUUCUCAUCCGUCGUCGAGGGCAAGAAGGACUUCAACUUCGCCGAUGACGUUCUGCCUGGUGAGCGGGAAGCACCACAAGAUACUUUCCGCGGAAGUCACUGGGGAGCAGAUUCCUUUUCCUUGGAGCUCGGUAAUGAGGUGAUUUCGGGAAACCGGAACUCGACCUCGUCCAUCAGCAGGCUCCCAGCGUCUCCUCCUGCAACGGCAUCGGCGAUCCAGAACGACUUCUGGACGGCACCAGAGGUCGGGGACGACGAGCUUCCAACCAUCAAGCCAGGCCGAGUGCGCCGCGGCUUCAAGGCCACACGUCAAAGGAGCGGCCGUGUUGCUGCCGUGACGAAGCACAGUGGAGACAGGUCAGCCGUGAAAACCAUGGCACGGCUGGGCCUUCUCGGGGCCAUCCUCCUCGUCUCACCUUUACGAUCACCAGGUUUUGCCAGCAACUCUUCAACAUGCUCGCUUCCCGACGGGUGUGUUGCUGGCUUUUCAGAGAAUGAAGAAGAGAACAUCCAGGUCAAACUGCUUCAGGUCAACGUGGAGUUAGGGAGGACAUCGGAUGCUCGGGAGCAUCCCGGUGGGCGGCGGUCGCUGGCUGAAAGACUUCGAGAGGGAUGGCAACGCAAAUUCCUGCCUGUCACCACCUCGAUCCUCUUGCCACAUGGUUUCGCAUUCGUGAUUGCGCAGUUCCUGAUCCGGCGCCACCGGAACAAGAAAGCCGAGUGCUUUACGGACCCGCAGGAGGAUGCUCCCAGGAGUCUGCCUUACAUCGCUGGAAGAGUGGGUCCGAUGUGGCUGAUCCACGCGCUCUCCGUGUUCGUCUAUGCAGUGUCGGCGCCAAGCUCUGACUACAUGUAUCUGAACUCUUUUGCAAAGCACUAUGCUGGUGGCCAUCCUACGGAUUGUUCCACAGCGAUGGACACGAUGCCAUGCAGCCGGGCGGUGGUCGAUGUUACGCAAAUACAGGUCAUUCGAGGGUUUGCAUUGCCCAUCAUCCAAUUUUUUGCUGGACCUGCAUUGGGAGCCAUCAGCGACGCCUUCGGUCGGCGCCCAGGAGUAAUUUUGAUACGAAUUGCAUUUGCAAUUUCGACCGGGACUGGAGCAGCGGUUGCUUGGUUUGACCUCUCUGUCUGGAUUGAUUUUUGGAUUGGCUUUCUUGGGAUGAUCCCUUUCCUUCCAGUGCCUUUGGCUUGGUACAUCGACCGCAUUGACCAUACGCCCAGCAUCGUCAUGGCGACAGCUCUGAUCGAAAGCUCCUGCACACUUGCGUCAAUUCUGGGCUCUCUCCUUGGUGGCUUCCUCAGUCUGAAGGUUGCAAUGCUGAUUGGCUUCUUGGGAAAGAUGAUGUGUCUGCUGCUCGCACUCUUCGCCUUACCAGAGUCGCUUCCGGAAGAAAAGCGAAUCCGCUUCACCUGGUCCAGCUUGCUUCCCACUGCAGCGCUCCGGGUGCUUUUCCAAAGCCCUCUGGUGGAGAAGCUUACUGCGAUUGCCGUCAUAGAUUCAUUCCAUUACAAUGGCUUUUACACCAUGAUGAACCGUUUCUUUCAGCAGCAUCUAGCAUUUACACGGCAAGAGAUGUAUUUGCAGGCCAUGAUAGCACAAUUCUCAGACAUGAUCUGGCUGACCUUGGGCGUGUCUGCGCUUUGGCCUAUCCUCGGGCAGGUUGGCAUCCUGGUUUCGAGUACACUUGCCACGGCCCUGUCGGAUGUGCUUUUGAUGAUGGCGGGGAAGAGCUGGCAGGUGAACCUGAACUGCCUGAUCCUGGGAGGUUUGGGGAACAUGAACAGCUGCGUCAUUGCCGGCAUUGCCGGUCGAGCCGCUUCCCAGGAGAAGCAGGCGAUGUUCCAAAGCGCGCUGAAUUUGGCGAUCCAAGUCAGCAGCGCUUUGGGCCCUGCAGCCUUCAUGACCGUCUACCAGCUCUGUGACCCCACAGCGCCGGGGGCUCCACGCUGGAGGAUGUCCAUCUACGUGCUCUAUGGAGUCAUGUUUGCCGUUCCGAGCCUGAUGCUUUCACUGGCACUCCGCCGGUUCAUCGAAGAGGAGAAGGACCACGAUUCCGGCUUCAGCAGUUGA